Paraphaeosphaeria sporulosa is the source of this 1173-nucleotide messenger RNA. RefSeq lists its product as uncharacterized. Gene Ontology annotation, molecular function: DNA-binding transcription factor activity, RNA polymerase II-specific. Bases 202 to 816 code for a protein of 204 amino acids. Gene Ontology annotation, cellular component: nucleus. The transcript has 3 exons. Gene Ontology annotation, biological process: regulation of transcription by RNA polymerase II. Lineage: Eukaryota; Fungi; Ascomycota; Dothideomycetes; Pleosporales; Didymosphaeriaceae. The record is from RefSeq and is a predicted model, not a curated record.
CACCGCUUUUCACGCGUCCCGUCUUGCCAGCGGUUGGGAGCCGCAACUAUUUCUGCGAACCCCAGCUGCCGUUCCUUCUUUUUUUUCUCUACAAUAACUCCCUUCGUUCCUGCAUUCGCAUUUCCGCCCUCUCGGUUUUCUGGUUUCCAAUUCCACUUUCUUCCCAUCCUUGCAAUCCAAGCACGUAUAUAAGCUCAGAACAUGCCCCCCCGAAGCGUGUGCUUAAAUGUCUUCACAACUAGUCUGGGCAGUGGCUCAGUGAAAAAAGAAUCAGAAGUCGUUGUUCGCGAGACGAAGGCGGGAAAUGGCGAUGGAGCCGCUGAGGAGAGAGCAAGGCAUGAUAGUGUCCAGGAAGAUUCUAUCGCUACAAGCAAGCCAUUCGCGCAAGCUUUCACCGCCGCCCACACCUCUCCUAUUGCUUCUACUACCAUCGAUGUCGCCACCCUCCCCGCUGAUAUCAGAGGCAUAGUGAAUCCGUUCUUUUCCACUGUCCUCCCGACAACUUGUUCCACCUGCACCAGACCGCCUCCUUCGGGUCACUCGCUCCUCCGCUGCUCGCGCUGUAAACGCGCCUACUAUUGCUCCAGGACUUGCCAGAAACAAGCCUGGAAGACUCACAAAGCCGACUGCGAUCCCACUUCUUCCCCGAGCCCUUACUCCGUUUUGGACACGCCGGACGUUUCCAUGCCGGGCUCGCCUGCGACGGCUGCUGAUGAACAUCAAUUCAAUCUAGCCGCUCCAGUUGCGCGCGAUGUGGCCAGCCAGUGCGGUGCUAUUCAAGACGCUAUGUACGGUCUCUCCACCACCGCACACUAAAUUGUACAGUACGAACCUGUCGCUGUCCGAAUACAUUCUUUGUUACUCCCUGAGGGGUGCGCUGGACAGACUGCGCGGACACAUCUUGACCACCAAGGCAGCUUCAGUUGUACAGGUGUUUGCACGAAAAUACAAGUGCACGCUAUCAUGUGAAUACCCAACGCGCGAGAGCGCAACAUGACGAAAUACAGAGGAAUUACGGAUCAAUCUCAUCUAUUUGCAAUUAGGCAUUUACACGGUGCUGGAGGCGUUUUGUACAUUUUAGACUAGGAAGCAUUCAGUAUGCAGCACAGGGACUCGGAGUCCAUGAAUCAUGUUUACGACUUAUGUUUUAUUUUAUACAACGUAUAAGACCCG